Molecule: messenger RNA, 1621 nt
Organism: Dioscorea cayenensis subsp. rotundata (Guinea yam)
Lineage: Eukaryota; Viridiplantae; Streptophyta; Magnoliopsida; Dioscoreales; Dioscoreaceae
Exons: 7
Coding region: 157-1371 (404 amino acids)
Source: RefSeq, a predicted model, not a curated record
CUUAUCGUGCACCGAGCGGUGCCACCUUCGCCGGCGCACGUUAGCGCUCGUCCUAUCUCAUCGAGCUCCGAAGCCUGUGAACGCGAGAGAGCAAACACGAGCACCAGCGAAACCCUAGCGACGACCAGGAUUAGGGUUUCUUGGGUUUGGUGAAGGAUGUGGGGCGAUGGAGGGCGGUUCUACUGGGCGAGUAGAGGGCCGGCGGGCAUCGUCGUGCUGUUCGCUUGGUUGUCUAGUCAGGAGAGGAAUCUCAAACCCUAUGUUGAUCUCUAUUCGUCUCUCGGAUGGGGCUCGCUCAUUUGCCAUGUUGAUUUCCUCACGCUAUUUCUCCCUGAGAAGGCUGCAUCAUUGGCGCACAAUUUGCUAAGCGAGCUUGUUAAGGAGGUAAAGAUCAAACCAUUACCUAUCAUAUUGGCAUCAUUUUCUGGGGGUUCAAAGGGUUGCAUGUACAAAGUUCUUCAGUUGAUUCAGGGGAAAUGUGUAGGCCAACCGUAUCAGGAUGAUUAUCAGAUACUCAGAGAUUGCAUCUGUGGCCAAAUAUAUGAUUCUAGUCCUGUAGAUUUUACCAGUGAUUUGGGUACUCGGUUUGUCCUUCAUCCUUCCGUUCUCAAAAUGUCUCACCCACCAAGAGUUGUCUCAUGGAUGGCAAAAGCCAUUGCAUCUGGUCUAGACACGCUCUUCAUAAAUAGAUUUGAGGCUCAACGUGUGGAAUACUGGCAAACUCUUUACUCCUCAGUAAGUGCAGGACCUAUUCUCAUUUUCUGUUCAGAAAAUGAUGAACUUGCUCCAUAUCAAGUUGUCUAUAAUUUUGCUCAAAGUCUACAAGAACUGGGCGCUGAUGUUAAAUUAGUCAAAUGGAAUGAUUCCCCUCAUGUAGCUCAUUACAAAAACCACCAAGCCGAAUACAAAGCUGCUUUAACAGAGUUCCUUAGCAAGACAAUAACCGUAUAUUCUCAAAGUAGCCAAUUGAAAAGGGAGACAACAGGAACCGGACACGGUCGUGAUGAUAUAUCAAAAUCCGUUUGCCAUCUUCAGAAAGCAGUUGGUAGCUCCAACAGGAGCCUACAAAGAUUCGCGGUCGGGCCAAAUGAUCACUUCUAUUUACCAAGUUCAUUAGAGUACCACGAAACUAAAGACGCAGGUUCAGUGCCGGACGAACAAAAGGGCGGACUAUUCCAAAUGCAAAACCCGCCGGGUAUCAAUGCUCAUAGUGUCUUGGGUCAAAUGCUCUUCGACGUUUGUGUCCCUAAGAACAUCGAAGGCUGGGACAUAAAGCCAUCCAAGUCCUCAAACAACAUUCAGACGUUUGGUUCUUCCCGGCGACAUUCUCCCUUCAAUCCGAUCAAAUGCAUAAGACGGUCGAAAUUGUAGUAAGCUUGAAAUGAAUUGAGUGGAAAUUUUUAGUUCGUCGUCGAAUGUGAAUAUGACCAGUGAUGAUUUUGAUUUACUGUCACUAAUGUGAUUAACGAACAUCAAGUUGAGAAUAUAUUACAAAGAGCUGUGCAACCGGAAAAGUGUAUUUAUGUUUGUGUGCAGGAUGAAUGUUUAUAGCUUGUGUUAUUUGCUGUUUGAUCUUUUCUCAGGUUGUGUGGAUAAUACUAUAAUGGAAUUUUUUUGUACA